AAGUGUCGAAUGAGGAUGAAGACAAUAAACUAGCUAUGGCUUCAAAGGUGGCCAGCCCAGCUGAGAGUACAGGCAGGCAGGAUGGGAGGAAUGAGGAGGAAUGCUGCCACUCAGAUGCUGAGAAAAUGGAGGUGGACCCACAGCCUGAAGAUCCAGUGCAGAUAUCAUCAUUGCCCAAAGACACUGGCUGUGAAGCGUCGAAUGUUGGUGAGGAUGAAGACAAUUCACUAGCUAUGGCUUCAAAGAUGGCUAGCCCUGCUGAGAGUACAGGCAGGCAAGAUGGGAGGAACGAGGAGAGUGAGGAGAGCUGCCACUCAGAUGCUGAGAAAAUGGAGGUGGACCCACAGCCUGAAGAUCCAGUGCAGACAUCAUCAUUGCCCAAAGACACCGAUGGUGCCAGCAGAGAAAAUGAGGGAAAGUCAAAGGCGGCAGGUUCUUGGCCUAGUAAAACAGAUCAGAUAAGCCAUUCUCUCAGCUUGGCACUGUUUGGAAGUACUGCCGCUGUGAAGGUUGGCUGUGGGAGCCUUUUAUCAGACUUUAGUGGACAUCCUGGUUUAACACAACUUACUCCAGCAGAGUGCAACAUCGCAGGUCGUGAUGUCACUGUGAUUAACAUGAUUGGGUUGCAUGAAAUUGAAUAUUGUCAGCAGUCGAUGGAUGACUACAUGGGUCAGACUCUCGGUGAAGAUGGAAUCCAUGCCUUCCUUUACAUAAUACCACCACACCGGCUUACUGAUGGAGACAAGAUGGCGGUGGAGUGGCUUCAAAGAGUGUUUGGACCUUCCUCUCUACACUUUUUGAUAUUCAUUUUCACCUAUGAAAAUGAAGAGGACUGUGACUCAAUUGUAGAUGACCUAAAAGGAAACACUGUUCUUGAGCAACUGAUUGAGAAGAGUGGUGGGAGGUAUUUCACUUCCAACAAGACCUUAAAUAACGAAACUGAAAUGAGAUUGCUUUUGAAGAAGAUAGACCUCAUGAUUCAAGAAAAUAAAACUUACUACACUGCAGAGAGCUAUUCUGAACAACUGAAGAGAAGACAAACAAUUUCAAAUAAUGAGGCCUCAGAUGGACCAGCAGAAGAUGUUGACCUGAGCAUUUCUACAGAGACAGAGGAGGUUGAUUGCAGAGACCAUGAGGAAAACCCGAAAGGUCAAAAAGAUGAAAACACAUCUGAGGCAAAUGCAAACGAUGGUAGUCUGGACAAAAACACAGAACCAGAUCCAUGUUCUGGGCCCAGUAAAACAGAUCAUCCUGCUGAAGAUGUUGACCAGAAAGAUUCUUCAGAGACUGAGGAAGAACAUAGUCUGGAAACAGCUGAGGACCAAUCCGAGAAAAAAGAAGAGCUCAGAAGAGCAAACACUGAAGAAGAAUUAAAAGAACUGUUUAAAAGGUUGAAUCUCACAGACAGACAUGACAAACUGUCGACUUCAGAUGUACUUGAAAUUGAUGCACGUUCACGUCAGCCACAGGGUCCAAAGACAGAGGAAGAAAUAGCACACGCUUAUCUUAAUAGACUUUUGAUGACAGACUACAGGGCUAGGUAUAUUCCCAUCAAAGAAAAAAAUAAUCAAUUGAGUCCAACAAAUGCUGCGCGUAGAGACAAUGAAGAUAGGGAGGUCAUUUUUGAUACUCUCUUUAAUGAAAAAAACAUGGCAAAUGAAGUCGAAGAAAUUAAGCAAUCUCAGAUUCAUCCUAUGGACAUUCAGAUGGCACUGUUUCACUCUGCGGACCCAUUCCUCAGGCAGUACCUACUGACCAAACUCUCAAUGUGUCAGUAUGCUUUGCCUUUACUGGUGCCAAAUCCUUUAACCUCAGAGAUUGAAUUCCCUCUGUGGGCAUUUCGUCAUGUAUGGAAAAGCUGGAAGUCCACUGAUGCUUUAGGCAAAGUAACCAUCCAUAAAGAACCUAUGUAUGGAGUUGAAACACCAAUGGUUUCAGUCUUCAGGCUUGGCCCUGUGUCUACAUCCAAGUCCCAGCUUAUAAACAGUCUCAUCAAUGAGCGACAUCACACAUUCUUCCACAGGCACUGCCCAGGCAGUAGCAGGACCCGUCUGCUGAUGGACGGUGUGGUGGAGAUUGCCUGGUACUGUCCGUCUGGGAAGGACACGGAUCACUUUCCUCACUGUGUUGCCAUCUGUAAUCUCCAUGGUGAUGGAGAGGCCUCUAAAAUGCAACAAAUGAUUUUAUCAGAAAUGGCUUCAGUUAAUGUAGUUUUCUUACCCAACCUGGGUAAGGACGACCCAAGGAAGGCAAUUGUGAAAGACCUCUUUAGCUCCCAAACACCUCUGAUUUGUCUUUUCACGGAGGACGACUCCCUGCUAGAGGAAUUGUGCAAAGGGAAAUUCAAAAUAGGACUAAGAGACAGAAAUCAGUCAGAUAUUGUUCAAGAGCUGAAAAAGGCAAUAAGUGAUAGUUUGUCUUUCACAAACUUUAAUCUUGAAAAUCUGGCACAGCAGCCUGGAAUCAAAGUGGAUGAGGAUAACGAGGAUUGCAAAAUAGGAAAGGAGACUGCACUGCAGAUUAAGAAUUUGCUGGAGAGAAACAAACUAUCAAGAGUUAAGGAAGCAUUUCUGCCAUGCCAAGGAAAAUUGUGGCAUGAUUGGUGCCAGAAAAAGAAAGACCUUUUUCGCCUACGUGGAAAAAACUUGGAGGUACAAAAAAUUCUGAUAGACAAGGAUAUGAGAGAUUUGCGCUCCAGGCAGCGACAGGCUGGCAGCAGUGACCUCAUGAAGUUGUUUUUGGGGGCCAUGGACUCACUCCCACUCCAGAGUAGAAUGUAUUUUUUGAAAUGGACCAGUAUCCUGAUGGACAGCUGCACAUCUGACGAGCUAGUGGCACUCCAUCAUAAAUAUGAUGAAAAAUGGUCUAAAGUGUUGGUACUAAAGAAGAAACAUGACAAAUCAAACCAGCUGGAGAAAGAACAGACAGAGCUUGAAAACAUAUCUGAUCAGUUGAAUGCAGCAACCUUUGGCUUGGAACACAUCCUGCGAGAGAUGGGGCAGAUGUAUGAAGCGGAAAUACCGGUGACACGUGGAAGAGGAGAUCAUUCAAAACUCCCAGCAAUGGCAGCAGACCUUAUGAUAUCCGGGCACCCACUGGAGCUAAUGGAUGGUGAUGCCGCUCAUGUUCCAAUGACAUGGAUUGGUGCUGUGUUAGAUGAGGUCAUAAAGAAGAUUGGAGACAAGAGGGUCUUUGUCUUGUCCGUUUUGGGCAUUCAGAGCACUGGAAAAUCCACAAUGCUGAAUGCAAUGUUUGGACUCCAGUUCGCUGUGAGUGCUGGGCGGUGCACCAGAGGGGCGUUCAUGCAGCUAGUCAGUGUGUCAAAGGAGAUCAGCACAAAGUUUGACUAUAUUCUUGUGGUUGACACAGAGGGACUGCGAGCCCUAGAGCUUGCUGGGAAAGCAACUGUCCACCAUGACAAUGAAUUGGCUACAUUUGUGAUUGGCCUAGGACACAUGACCUUGAUCAAUAUCUUUGGGGAGAAUCCCUCUGAAAUGCAAGACAUCAUUCAAAUUGCUGUACAGGCUUUCUUAAGGAUGAAAAAAGUGAAACUGUCACCCAGUUGUAUAUUUGUACAUCAGAAUGUUGGAGAUAUCACAGCAGGAGAAAAGAACAUGGAGGGUAAGAGACGUCUUCAAGACAAACUGGAUGAGAUGACACAGUUAGCAGCUGAAGAGGAGGACUCUGAUGCAAAGUGCUUUAGUGAGGUCAUUGCAUUUGACAUUCAGAAAGAUGUUAAGUAUUUUGCGCAACUGUGGGAGGGCAGUCCACCCAUGGCCCCUCCAAAUCCACCUUACAGUGAAAAUAUUCAAGAUCUGAAGGAAACAAUUCUUACCAAAGCCUCAUUAUCACAAGGUGUGAAGUUCUCUGAAUUUAAAACAAGGGUCUCUGAUCUAUGGAAUGCCUUGUUGAAUGAGAACUUUGUUUUCAGUUUCAAGAACACAUUAGAAAUUGCCAUGUAUAGGAAGCUGGAGGCAGAAUAUGUUAAAUGGACCUGGAGUCUCAGAGAAGCAAUGCUACACAUUGAAAACAAACUGCACAACAGAAUUGAGAAUGACAUCCUAGACACUAUAGAGGAAAGAUUUCUGUUAUUAGAGAUGAAGCCCAAAUAUGAAGAGGUUGAGAAAACAAUGGCCCAGUACUUUGAUGAACACAAUGACAAAGAAAUGCUUGUACAGUGGAGAGAAAGGUUUGGACUUAAAAUAGGUGAUGUCCACAGUGAUCUUGUGAAAGACACACAAAAAAAGUUGAAUGACCUUAUUCAGCAAAAGAGGACUAGGAAGAAACUGGAUGAAAGGAAGGUACACUACCAAAAUACUCUCUUCAAAAGAAGUAAAGAACUUGCUUUGAAUCUCAAGCAACUGGACAAAAGUGAAGAAGCUCUUAAACAAGAAUUUGAUCAAAUGUGGGAAGGCUGGCUACCGGAAUUGACUUCAGACUUACCUCGUGUGAAAGACUGCAAUAUUUGGGAGGACAUUGUAAGUGUUCUGAGUGAGAACCAUGAGGAAAGUCUUCUGAAUGGUCGGAAAAAACAGGGUGACUAUAAAACCAUUACAUUUAGGGGAGAAUAUUCCAUCUAUGUAAUGCCUAGAGAGCAUCAAAGUCAAAAGUCUGAAGAACAAGCAAACCAGAAAAAAGGACGCUAUUCUUUCUUAGCUUUUUGGGGGAAUGUCGUCAAGGAAAAACUUGGCUUCGUUAAUGAUCACUUCAAGACAAAUGACUUGACAAGUGAAGAUCAAUACUCCAUAAAGUCCCUCAUUAAAAAAAUCCAAGAACAAUCUGAAGAAAUUAUCACACAAUACUCAGACGAUGAAAUGGGCUACAAUAAGACGUACAUUCAAGCCAUAGUGGCUUCAGCCAGCAAGAGCAUUGAUGCUUAUGAGAAAGACGUAAUGAAGGGACGUUUUGCCUUCAAAAAGAUCUUUGCAGUAGAUGUUUUAUUGUUUGUGUGUGAUAUUGCAAGCAACAAAUUUGCAGAGCUUCAUCGAGAAUUCCAAAAAGCUAAUGAUGGCUUCAUCUACUUAGAGAAUCAGAGAGGACGGUUUUACAAGGUUUUUAGGGAUUACUGUAAAGGGGCAAAAUCAUCUGCUGUGCUUGCAAAUUUCAUAUGCAGCAAACUGAAGCUGUCCAUCAGACAGGCUGUGUAUGACCAAACUGCUGUUGAUUUAGCAGCUGACAUGCGGUGCAAUCUUCCUGCAUUUAAUGGGAACAGACUUCAAUUGGAAAGACACAUUCUCCUGUCUUUAGCAGAGGAGGAGAAUUUCGAGAAAUUCCUGCAGUACAUUCACCGUCCAAAGGCACACUUCAAAAGUUUCAUAACAGAGCAGGUUGAGCAAUAUAUGGCGCAAGUAAAAAGUCCCAAACAACUUUCCAAGAUUCAAGAAAACCUGAAAUACAAGACCAAAUGUGCAAGUGUUGCAGCGCAAACUGCAACAGAGAAAGUCAAAAGAAUGAAUGGGGAUGCCAACAUGUGGCUAGAGCUUUUCUCUGAAGAACUAAAAGACGAGUUGAAAUUUGCAGAGAAAUCCUGUGCUGAUGCCUCUGAGAUCGCUGAUUUUAGCUUUCUUGAGGAGGUAGUUUGUAAUGGCCUUAAAACAAUUCAGAGCCAACUCAGCAAGAGCUUCAGCAAAGUCUCUCUCCUUAAAACUGAGCUGUUUCGGAUAAAACCUGAUGAAAUUUUAAUUCAACAUUUCUGUAAGUGUUGCUGGGUUCAAUGUCCUUUUUGUAACGCAGUCUGUACGAGCACCCUGGAAGAUCACGAAGGCACUGAUCACAGUGUCCCUUUCCAUCGCUCAUAUGGAAUAACUGGAUUAAGUUAUAAAGAUACAACAAACCUCGGCCACUCCUCGGAGUUUUAA
Messenger RNA from Sardina pilchardus (European sardine), 5858 nucleotides. Its product is annotated as interferon-induced very large GTPase 1-like. The transcript is spliced from 9 exons. The record is from RefSeq and is a predicted model, not a curated record. NCBI's taxonomy places the organism in Eukaryota, Metazoa, Chordata, Actinopteri, Clupeiformes, Clupeidae. The coding region runs from base 36 to 5858 and encodes 1940 amino acids. Gene Ontology annotation, molecular function: GTP binding.